Molecule: messenger RNA, 1041 nt
Organism: Brassica napus (rape)
Lineage: Eukaryota; Viridiplantae; Streptophyta; Magnoliopsida; Brassicales; Brassicaceae
Product: ATP-dependent DNA helicase PIF2-like
Exons: 1
Coding region: 1-1041 (346 amino acids)
Biological process (GO): DNA repair; telomere maintenance
Molecular function (GO): DNA helicase activity
Source: RefSeq, a predicted model, not a curated record
AUGCCACAGCCAAUCCCAGACAUCAUUAAUGAAAACGUGCUGAUUAUGGAUGAGCUCAGUUACAACCGGGAGGAGUUAAAAGCUGAUCAUGAUCGUGACUUUCUAAAACUCACUGAUGAGCAAAGGAAAAUCUAUGAUGAGAUUACCGAUGUUGUUUUUACUAAGAAAGGAGGUGUGUUUUUUGUUUAUGGGUUUGGUGGAACUGGAAAAACCUUCUUGUGGAAGCUGCUUUCUGCUGCUAUCAGAUCGAGGGGUGAAAUUUUUCUGAAUGUGGCAUCAAGUGGAAUAGCUUCUCUAUUGCUACCAGGAGGAAGAACAGCACAUUCUAGAUUCGGGAUUCCUAUAAACCCAUAUGAGUUUUUUUAUUGCAAUCUGGUACCAGGAACUGAUCAGGCGGAUUUGGUGAAAGCAGCCUCUCUUAUCAUCUGGGACGAAGCUCCAAUGAUGAGUAAGCACUGUUUUGAGUCUUUGGAUAGAAGCAUGGCAGAUAUAAUUGGAAACAAAGAUAACAGACCAUUUGGCGGGAAAAUAGUUGUCUUGGGUGGAGAUUUCAGACAAGUACUGCCAGUUAUUCAUGGAGCUGGAAGGCCGAAAAUAGUUCUGGAGUCACUUAAUUCUUCUUAUCUCUGGAAGCAUGUUAAAGUUUUAGAGCUAACAAAGAACAUGAGGCUGAUGUCAAAUGAUCUCACACCUGAAGAUGCAAAAGAAUUACAGCAGUUUUCGCAGUGGAUUUUAGAUGUUGGAGAUGGAAAAAUUGGUGAUGGAAACGAUGGUGAAGCUCUAAUCACUAUUCCAGAUGAGUUUUUUAUUCUUGAUGGUGAUGAUCCAAUAGAUUCUAUAAGCAAAGCAGUAUAUGGGGAUGAUGUUUCUUUACUGCAGAAUAGAGAACCUAAGUUUUUUCAAGAAAGAGAAAUACUUUGUCCAACUAAUGAAGAUGUGAACAUGAUUAAUCAGCAUAUGUUGGACAAGCUGCCAGGUUCGUUUGUGGAUACGUUUUUGUUUAGAUUACCGACUUCUCAAUUAACGAUUUGUUUGUUAUAA